Ochotona curzoniae (black-lipped pika) is the source of this 808-nucleotide messenger RNA. RefSeq names its product dual specificity phosphatase 23 (gene DUSP23). Gene Ontology annotation, biological process: cilium assembly; protein dephosphorylation. Bases 59 to 511 code for a protein of 150 amino acids. The record is from RefSeq and is a predicted model, not a curated record. NCBI's taxonomy places the organism in Eukaryota, Metazoa, Chordata, Mammalia, Lagomorpha, Ochotonidae. The transcript is spliced from 2 exons. Gene Ontology annotation, molecular function: protein tyrosine/serine/threonine phosphatase activity.
GGGUGGCGAGAGGGCGGCCCCUCGGUGAGCCGGUGACCCGCGGCCGCCGCCCCCCGCCAUGGGCGUGCAGCCCCCCAACUUCUCGUGGGUGCUCCCGGGCCGGCUGGCGGGCCUGGCGCUGCCGCGGCUUCCCGCCCACUACCAGUUCCUGCUGGAGGUGGGCGUGCGGCACCUGGUGUCCCUGACGGAGCGCGGGCCCCCGCACGGCGACAGCUGCCCGGGCCUCACGCUGCACCGGCUGCGCAUCCCCGACUUCUGCCCGCCCGCCCCCAACCAGAUCGACCGCUUCGUGCAGAUCGUGGACGAGGCCAACGCCCGGGGCGAGGCGGUGGGCGUGCACUGUGCGCUGGGUUUUGGCCGCACGGGCACCAUGCUGGCUUGCUACCUGGUGAAGGAGCAGGGCUUGGCUGCAGGAGACGCCAUCGCUGAAAUCCGACGCUUGCGACCUGGCUCCAUCGAGACCUACGAGCAGGAGAAAGCUGUCUUCCAGUUCUACCAGCGAACUAAAUAACAGCCUGGGCACCUUCUCCAGGCCCCUCGCACCCUGCCCCCGUGUGGGGUGAGUGGCCGGGACUGAAGGGAAGUGACUAAAGGACUCAACCCUUUAAUCCAAGCCCGCCUGUGUCACCCUGUCCCCUCUCCUACGGAGAAGGCCUGGAUGGCAGGCUCAAGGGUGAACACCAAUCCCUCUCUCUGGGGGCGGGCCCCUCCUGCCAGCCUCUAGCCCACUGUGCUGGCCCCACAGGGUCAGGCCAAAGGAUGCGUUUUCGAGAGUUGAUCAUUAAAGGAAGAGCUCCCGACUCUGAGU